AUGUCUCUUGUCAUCAUAUUUUGGCUUGUUAGCAAAACAUUAAUAUAAACAACAACAAUUUUCUGUGAAUGUGUACAUCUAAAAGAGAAAGAAAAUUGUGUGAAUUCUGGAAAAUGCAGAUGGAACGAAGAUGAUUAAAGUUGUAUUGAAAACACAAGAUUUUAAACAUAAAACAUAGUUUAUACAUAUUGUUCUUAAUUUAUAGAGGAUGAAUGUAUAUAUGAGAAUAAAUGUGCAUUUCAUUUAGGUAAAUGUAUAGAGUUUAAAAAUUGUGAGGCAUUUACAAAGGAGAAAUGUAAUUAAUCUUCUUAUUACUGCAUUAAUGAAGGAAAUAAAUGUAUAUCAAAAGGAUUAUGUUCAGACUAUUUAACUUAAAUUGCUUGUUAGAAUAAGAAUUCUUAAGGAAAAUAUUGUAAAUGGAUACAUCAGGAUGAUUAAUAUUUCUGUGAAGAUAUUAAAAAUUGUGAAGAUCUUCCAAGUUUAUUGAAAUUUGAUAGAGAUUGUCGAGAAUAAAUAAAAACAUGUACUAUUUCUCUGAAUGGUGGUUGCUAGAUAUCAUCAUAAUUUUGUAGUUAAUAUAGAUAUUAAGAAUAAUGCUAUUUUAAUUUUAAUUAAGUAGAAUGUUUUUGGGAUGAUAAUUUGAAUUAGUGUUUUGAAAAGAUUUGUAAAAAUUUAUAAUCAUCUUUAUUUGAAGAAUGUUAAAAGAUUUAACCUAUUUGUACUACAAAUGGAGUAUAGUGUAUAGAAAAAUUAAAUUGUAAUUAAUAUUAAAAUUCAAAUUCAUGUAUUGAAGAUUUAGAAAGAAAUAAAUGUAUUUUUUAUAAAGAUAGAUGUUAUGAAUAGAAUUGUAGGAGUGCUCCAAAUUUUAUUAGUACAUUAAUGGAAUGUUAAUUUUUUGAAUUUAAAGAUGUUAAAUGUAUUCCUAGAAAAUAAGGAGGAUGCAAAAUAAUUCCUUAGAAAUGUGAUGAAUUAGAAACAGAAGAUUCAUGUAGAAUCAUUUAAGAAUUAAAUGGUAAGUAAUGUUAUUGGUAAUAAUAAUAAUAGAUUUGUAAAUUUAAAUAAUGUUCUGAUGCACCUACAGAAUAUAAUCACAUAAAAUGUAUAAGUUGGUUAAGUGAUUAUGAAUGUAUUGGAGGAAUUGAAAAUGGUUGUAUAGAGAAUGUUGAUGAUUGUACUAAUAUUAUAAAUUUAAAGAGUUGUUUUAAAGAUAAAUUUAAUAGAUAAUGUGUAAUUGAAAAUGAUAAAUGUGUAGAAGAAAAAUGUUAAAAUUUUAAAUUUCCAUUUUAUGAUAAUAUAUAUGCUUGUGAAAAGAAAUUAGAAAUCUGUACUUAUAGUCUAUAUCAUUAAAUGUGUAUUAAGAAAGAGUGUUCAGAAUUAGAAAAUAGAUAAUGCAAUUUUGAUUAUUAAAUGAAUAAAUGCAUAUAAUUACCUGGAUGUAUUCAUAAGAAAUGUGAAUCUGCUUCUAUUUAUUACAGAACUAAUGAAGAAUGUGAAAAUUGGGAUAUUAGAUGUACAAUAAAUGCUGGAAUAAUUAAUAAUAUUAACUAUUAAAAUGGAUGUAUUACUAAACAUUUAGAUUGUAUAGAUUUUAAAUAUUAAUCAUAAUGUUUAACACAAUUAUAAGGAAUACCAUGUUUUUGGAAUUAAUCUAUUAAUUAAUGUUAAUUUCAUAAUUGUCAGAAUGCUCCAAAAAGUUUAAAAACUUUAAUUGAAUGUUAAUAAUGGGUUCAAUAUCAUAAUAUAAAAUGUAUAAAUAAAGAAAAUGGAGGAUGCAUUGAAUAAUCAAAAAAUUGUAAUGGUUUAAAUGAUGAAGUUUAAUGUUAAGUUGGUUCUAUUGAAGGAUUAUGUUUUUGGAAUACUAACAAUAGGAAAUGUGAAGAUCGUACUUGUGAUAAUGCUAAUAAUGUUAAUUCAAAUAAACAAUGCAGACAAUGGUUGUAAUCUUGUAUUUUUAAGGAAAAAAAUAAAUGUGAAAGCUACAACAAUUAUUAAAAGUUAUGCAGUUAAUUUCCAAUAAAUAUGAAGUUUGAUUCUCAUGAAGAAUGUUAAGCAUGGAAUCCUAAUUGUACACUUAAAUUAGGACAAGCAUGUUUUACUGAAGAUUUAUGUAAUAAAUAUAAAACAUAAGAAUUAUGUAAAUUUAAUUCAAAUGGAGAUUAAUGUAAGUGGAAUGCUACUAAUCAAUGUGAAGAAAAUAAAUGUGAGAAUCUUACAAAUCCUAAUGAUGAUAAUUCUUGUUUCUAACAUUCUCCAACUUGUACAAUUAGAACAACAACAAUUGAUGGAGUGACGAUAAAAACCUGUAUAAUUAGAUAAUAAAAAUGUAAUACUAUUCUAAAUUAAAAAGAAUGUGAGAAUCAUUCUCAAUAGGAAAAAUGUGUUUGGAAUAGUUUUGGAUAAUGUUCAGCUGUCAUAUGUAUUUAUAAUAGCUAAGAUUCUAAAUGUGAGGACAAUAAUCUAUGUUAAAUUGAAAAUCCUACUUACUCAAAUUGCAAAGAGAAAAAUGAAUAAUGUAUUCUGAAUGAAUUGGAAAGCAACUGUUAGUUAAUUUAAUCUUGUCAAGAUACAACAACUUACUCAGAUUAUAAUUGUGAGAAAAUUAAAUAUAAUAAGAGUUGUUAAAAAUGGGAUUUUUAAUCUGGCUGUCAAAUUUUAGCUGAAAAUUGUUCAGAUUAUAAAUAUUAAGAAAUUUGUAUAAUGAAUUAUACGAAAAAAUAAUGUUAUUGGAGUAUAUUAAAAAAUAAAUGUUUGAAUUUUUCAUGUUCUGUAAUUGAAGAGAAAUUAAAUAGUCAUAAUGAUUGUUAAAAUAUCUCUUUGAAAUGCACUCUUAAUGUUGAUAUUGAUAUAUAAUCUAAUUGCAUGGAAUUGAAAUUAUGUAAAGAUUAUAGAAAAAGAGAAUAAUGUUAUAUAGAUAUUAAUAAAUAGUAAUGCAGUUGGAUAAAGAAUAAGUGUAUUUUUGAUAAAUGUAAGACUGUUCCAUUGGAUAUUUAUACUAUAGAGAAAUGUUAGAAUUUUGGAAUAGAAUGUACAAUAAAUGAAGAUAGAUCUGGAUGUAUCACAAAAUUAGAUUUAUGUGAAUAAUACAAUAAAUUAUAAUGUUUAACUCCGAAUCAAAGUAAUUAUGAUGAAAUUUAAUGUUUUUGGGAUUAAUCUAGUAAUGAUUGUAAAGAGAUUAUAUGUCAUAAAGCAAAUAAAUAAAUACUAGAAUAAAUAGAAUGUGAAUAAUUUAAUUAUAAUUGUUAAACAAAAUAAUGUAAAAUAUCUAUAUGCAUGGAUUAUGAAUAUAGUUCAGAUAUUGAAUGUUCAUAAGUUUUAAUAAAGAAUAAAUGUACUACAGAUGGAAAAUAAUGUGUAAAUAGAAAUUAAUG
Molecule: messenger RNA, 3368 nt
Organism: Paramecium sonneborni
Lineage: Eukaryota; Ciliophora; Oligohymenophorea; Peniculida; Parameciidae
Source: the annotation of a GenBank genome assembly